This is a messenger RNA of Vicia faba (fava bean), 567 nucleotides long. The record is from the annotation of a GenBank genome assembly. NCBI's taxonomy places the organism in Eukaryota, Viridiplantae, Streptophyta, Magnoliopsida, Fabales, Fabaceae.
AUGGACUCUUUCAAUUUGUUUCAAUCACGCACUUUCAAGUUUCUUCUUUCUUUUUCUCUCUUCUGUGUUUUGUUUUCUCUACUUUUUCAGUCCUUAAAGCCAUUCCUUAUACAAUACUACUAUAGCUUCUACACCAUUGACAAGAGUUACAUGUUUCUUCUAAGCAAUACCCUUCUUGCUUUUAUAGCAUUAUGUUCUACCAUAUUCAAUACAUCUUCACCAAACACUCAUGAAAGCAUCGAACAUGUUCUUGACAACGACAAGAGCAAUCAGUUCGAGCCUUACACAACAGAAGCAGAGAUUGCAGAACCAAUUGAUAGUGAUAACAUUUUGGAAACUGAAACACCAAAAGAAGAUGAAGAGGAAAAUAGUUUGAUGAUAGUUGAAGCAAAAGGAGAAGAAAAUGCUCCUAUGAUAACUGAUGAAGAUGAAACGGAGGAAUUGAACAAGAAAUGUGAGGAUUUUAUAAGAAAGAUGAAAGCUACGUUCUGCUAUGAUUCAUAUGCUGAGAAGAGUAAUUAUUAUAAUAAUCAUCAGAAUCAGAGUUCACUUGUGCUUGUUAAUUAG